Molecule: messenger RNA, 945 nt
Organism: Aegilops tauschii subsp. strangulata
Lineage: Eukaryota; Viridiplantae; Streptophyta; Magnoliopsida; Poales; Poaceae
Source: RefSeq, a predicted model, not a curated record
AUGCUAGAUGGGCAAUGGUCAGAUAAUGGCUAUUCUCUGCUCAGAUGCAAGUCAGACCAUGGUUGUACUCGUACGCCAGCUCGCCUGCCUUCUUCUCCGUCCGCGCGAGCUCCGCUCCACCAGCGGCGGCGGCCGGCCUCGCCUCCUCCGCCCACGGCGGCCUCCGACGAGCCGGCCAGUCUCUCCACCUCCUCGCCUGCGGCUCCACCUGCUCCGCCCGUCGUCGCCUCCCGCGUGCCGCUUGGCCGCACCCCAUCGCCGGCUCCAGUUGCCAGCACCGGGGCCGCCUCGUCGCCCGCGCCGCCGCCUCGCUCCGUCCACCCGAGCCCCAAGCUCGGACUCCCAUCGUCGGUGCCGCUUGGCCCUGCUUCCGGCCUCUCCGCGCCGGCUCCUCCCCGCCGGGUGCUCCGCGUCGGGUCCUCUCUGCCGGCUCCGGCUUCCCGCAACACGGACUCCUCCGUCCGCGUCGCCCUUGGCCGACUACCGCGCCGCGCCUGGCCGCUCCGGCUGCUCCGUCCGCCCGCCCGCGCCCGCGUCGCCCCGCGUCGGCUUGCCCCGUCGCCACCUCCGCCACUCCGGCUGGCCUGGCGCUGUCCCGCGCCGACAGCAGCUCUGCUGCCUCGCGCCGCUCCCGCCUGGCUGCAGGCCCGCGUGCCGGCUCCGGUCGCCGUUAGCCGGCUCCGCCACGACGGCUCCCCCGUCCGGUCGCCUCCGCCCACGGCCACCUGCCGUCCGAUCCAGCUCGACCUCCACGCCGGCUGCCCCAGGCAGAAAGAACAGAAGAGGGAGACGGCUCCCCAUCCCGUCCAGAAGAAAAGUCAAGGGCCGGCUGAGGAAAAAAGAGAGAAAGAAAGAAAGUGUCUUCGGUAUGCUAAGCCUGAUGGAUUUCACAUGUUCAUUGUGUUCUUGAAGGCAUUCGGCAGCAUGAGCGAAGUGGAGAAGUAG